AUGACCGACUCAUUAGCGGCUCAAUUGAGCCAAAUAGGUCUCAAGGACGAUGCGAACUGGAAAGAGAGUUUGAAAGCUCCAACAAAAGAUAGCAGACAGCAAACAGAAGAUGUGACUGCGACAAAAGGCCUAGAAUGGGAAGAGCUGUACAUCAAACGAGAACUGAUGAUGGGUAUAUUCGAGGCUGGAUUUGAAAAGCCAUCCCCAAUACAAGAAGAAGCCAUACCUGUGGCACUAACAGGCAGAGAUAUCCUGGCUAGAGCAAAGAACGGAACAGGGAAAACCGCAGCAUUCGUUAUACCCACCCUUGAACGAAUUAACCCAAAGAAACCAAAGACUCAAGCUCUGUUACUGGUUCCGACUCGAGAACUGGCCCUUCAAACAUCUCAAGUAUGCAAGACAUUAGGCAAACACCUGGGCAUCAAUGUCAUGGUUUCAACCGGUGGAACAGGCUUAAGAGAUGACAUUAUCCGUCUAGGAGAGCCAGUACACAUCAUUGUGGGAACACCUGGCAGAGUGUUGGAUCUUGCGAGCAAGGGAAUUGCAGAUCUAUCGGAAUGUUCAACAUUUGUCAUGGAUGAGGCCGAUAAGCUGUUGUCGCCCGAAUUUACAGUUGUGAUCGAGCAGUUGCUGAAAUUCCACCCUAAGGAUAGGCAAAUCAUGCUGUUUUCUGCUACCUUUCCUGUGAUCGUCAAAUCAUUCAAAGACAAACACUUACGGAAUCCCUACGAAAUCAACCUCAUGGACGAACUCACCUUGCGAGGAAUCACACAAUACUACGCCUUUGUAGAGGAGAAACAAAAGGUUCAUUGUUUGAACACACUCUUCUCAAAACUGCAAAUCAACCAAUCUAUCAUCUUCUGCAAUUCUACCAAUCGAGUAGAGCUACUUGCGAAGAAAAUCACCGACCUCGGCUACUCUUGUUACUAUUCUCAUGCACGUAUGCUUCAACAAGCUCGGAACAAGGUGUUCCACGACUUCCGUGCUGGUGCUUGUCGAAACCUGGUCUGCUCUGACCUGCUCACUCGUGGUAUCGACAUCCAAGCUGUCAACGUGGUUAUCAACUUCGACUUCCCAAAGAAUGCAGAGACCUACCUUCAUCGUAUUGGUCGUUCAGGAAGAUUUGGCCAUCUUGGUCUCGCCAUUAACUUGAUCAAUUGGGAAGACCGUUUCAACCUCUACCAGAUUGAGCAAGAGCUUGGCACGGAAAUCCAGCCAAUUCCUUCCGAAAUCGAUAGAAGCCUCUACGUGUACGAAAACCCAGAGAAUAUCCCUCGCCCUAUGCCUACACAAACUCAAGCUCUCCCAACGAACGGCUCUGCACAGGGUCAACCGCAGCAAUCCCAACUUCAAAAUGGGAGAGGUCACUACAAUAAUCGCGGUUACAGAGGCCGGGGUCGUGGUGGAGUGCGUGGACGUGGAGGUGGUAGAGGUGGUCAACAGAAUGGUCUUCCUCAACCUACCCAAGCAUAA
This is a messenger RNA of Lithohypha guttulata, 1473 nucleotides long. RefSeq names its product DExD/H-box ATP-dependent RNA helicase dhh1 (gene DHH1). Lineage: Eukaryota; Fungi; Ascomycota; Eurotiomycetes; Chaetothyriales; Trichomeriaceae. Gene Ontology annotation, molecular function: ATP binding; RNA helicase activity; mRNA binding. Gene Ontology annotation, cellular component: cytoplasmic stress granule; P-body. The transcript has a single exon. Gene Ontology annotation, biological process: negative regulation of translation; cytoplasmic stress granule assembly; P-body assembly. Bases 1 to 1473 code for a protein of 490 amino acids. The record is from RefSeq and is a predicted model, not a curated record.